CUUGUCCUGUCCUGGCAGCAUCUCUCCCCCACUUCCCCACCACCACCGCCGCAAACAGCGCCAAGAAACUACAUCCAUAACCCCGCCGCCGCCCCACCACCACUUUCCGUUCUUCCGGCUGAAAACAACUACCCAAUCUGUAUUGCUGUGUGAAUGCAGAGAAUGCCCUUUCCCUACUCCUUGCUUUAUUCCAUUCUGCCCCACCACAACAAUCAAACAACACAUCAAUCCAACUUGAAAGUAAAUUCCUUUUCUCUCUCCCCCCUGACUUCCCACAAAUUCCAUCCGAUAAUCUCCCUUCUGCAAUGGUGAUUCCAACGGUAGCAGCAACUGACCCAGCAGCAGUGGGUCACUGGGAUUCGGCGGUCAAGAAGCUUAAACGGUUCAACCCAACUGAGCCAUCUGUUGUAAUCCUCGGCUUUUCCUUGUUCGCUCUCUUGCUCUUCGUUUUCUGCUUCUCCUCCCGCUCCGGUCAGGCUUAUCCUUCCUGGUCAGGCUUGGGAGCGCUUCUAGGUCCGUCUUCCGCUUCUGGGUCAGUUCACCGGGUCGAGUUUCUCGACGAUGAUGGGACACAUGGCUGCGAUGUGUUUGACGGCAACUGGGUUUGGGACGAAAGCUACCCGCUGUACAAAAGCAAAAAUUGCGCCUUCAUUGAUAGUGGGUUUCGUUGCUUGGAGAAUGGUAGGCCGGAUAGCUUCUACACCAAGUGGCGGUGGCAGCCCUAUCGCUGCAAUUUGCCCAGAUUCGAUGCGAGGGUAAUGCUGGAGAAGUUGAGGAACAAGCGGCUUGUGUUUGUGGGCGAUUCGGUAGGAAGGAACCAGUGGGAGUCGCUGCUCUGUAUGCUAGCAUCUGUUGUUCCCCAGAAAUUGGAAGAAGAUUCGGGUUCUGAGUCGAUUUAUGAGGUGAAUGGGAACCCGAUUACGAAACACAGAGGGUUUCUGGCGUUUAAGUUUAAGGACUACAAUUGUACUGUCGAGUAUUACAGGGCACCGUUUCUUGUUUACCAAGGGAGGCCUCCUUCAGGAGCCCCGGCAGAGGUGCGAAUGAGUUUGAGAUUGGAUGUGUUGGAUUGGACUUCGCGGGGGUGGCUGGGUGCUGAUGUCUUGAUCUUCAACUCUGGUCACUGGUGGAACUAUGAGAAGACGAUUAAAGUGGGUUGCUAUUUCCAGGAAGGAGAGGAAAUUAAAAUGGACAUGAGUGUUGAAGAUGCAUACAGAAGAUCAAUAGAAACGUUGAUGGGCUGGAUACACAGAGAAGUAAACAUGAACAAGACUCAAGUUUACUUCCGGACAUAUGCUCCUGUACAUUUCAGGGCCGGUGACUGGAGAACAGGCGGUACUUGUCAUCUGGAAAAGCUUCCUGACUUGGCCUCAUCGUCCAAUUCAUCAGAUUACCGUUACAAAGUACCACUCGAUGUUCUAGCAGCCCAUUCCAAUGAAUCAGUAGCGACGAAACUGAGCAUCUUGAAUGUUACUCCAUCAGCAGCAAAGAGGAAGGACGGGCAUGCAUCUCUGUAUUAUCUAGAGCCAGGGGCAGGCCCUGCUGCCAUCAACCGUCAGGAUUGCAGCCACUGGUGCCUCCCUGGUGUUCCUGAUUCUUGGAACGAGCUCCUUUACGCGCUUGUGCUCAAACGAGAGGCUGCUCGCCAAAUGGGCCCUUCAGAAUUUUCCCAAGCUCCAAUCUGAUUGGCAAAUUUUUGCGCAGCUGGUUAGCCUUCUGUUCAUCAUUCUUUUGAGGCUCUGUUGUGCGGUUAAAGCAAUCGUUAACCGGGGAGCGGCUUUUUCAGUAGGUGAAUCUGAUGGGACUGUUCAUACAGAUGGUUAGGCACAUUAUUUAACAAGAAGGGCAGAUGAUAUAGGUUGUAGAUAACAAUAGUUGAAUAUAGAAGCAUCCUUUUGUGUUUGUUUGCCUGGAGAUCAGAUUCAUUUUAAUUUAUAGAAAACUUGUGCAUCUGCGGAGGAACUGUACGAGAGUUGAGGACUGGUUUAGAAUAGGGGUACAUGGUGCCUGUAUAUUUUUGGGGUGUAACUUUUAUUGCACUUCAUGGCCAAUUAUGCAAGUUUGC
Linum trigynum is the source of this 2065-nucleotide messenger RNA. The record is from the annotation of a GenBank genome assembly. NCBI's taxonomy places the organism in Eukaryota, Viridiplantae, Streptophyta, Magnoliopsida, Malpighiales, Linaceae.